UAUGACUUAAAAUUUCUUAAAUUAUUUUAUAAUCCGUAAAAUUUAUACUCCGUAUUAUAAUCCGUAACAUUUUUCUUAAAUUUCAUGUAAAUUGAAAAAGUGUUUUUUUUUAAUUUACAACGAAUGAACGGUAGAUAUUUGAGGAAACAAACCUAAGCCUGCAUCACGACUCCCGCCACUCCGUCCGCCAGUACGCUUAAAAAGAGGAGAGGUCGCCGGAGGAUGAGCCGCCGGAACAGUUCCAUGGAUUGGUGGGAAGGUGUUGACGAAGCUCGUGUUCUUAUCGCCCCAGAUCCUUCUUCUACAAAUGAGGAUGACUCGGGGAAAUUUUUAUCUCUCAGGCAUCCCAAAUCUGGAGACCCAACAUGUUAUCUUUUCGCUGAUGGAACUCUUCAAGAAGUUCAUUGGUUCAAGCAACCUUUUGGCUCUUGGUUUCUUGGGGAUUAUGUGUGUGAAGAUGGGCGCUUAUAUAUUGCCACUCCAAUUGAUCCUGUAUUUGUUUUGCUGCCACUUUUUGAGGAAGCACGAAUGAAGAAGAAAGGAGACGAUUCAGGAAUGUUUAGGCAGUUGGACGAAAUAAUGUAUGUCAGCGAUUAUCCUGGGUAUCAGUAUCUUUCGUCAGUUGCAGAGAAAUCGAUGCAAGUAGUUUGUGAUUUCAAAGAAAUGGGAUCUACAAAGUUCUUUAGACUUAAUGAUGAAAAGGUGUUGAAAUGGAUGUGCUUUAAGGUAGAAGAAUUGAGGAAGACCCUUGUGACUUUGGAUAAGAACUUUGCUGCCCGGGAUAAGAAAGAUACAUUGACUGAUACAGUUUCAAUCAUUGGAGAAUACUUAAAGGAAGAACCUUGGUUGAAUCUCCUUUGUUGUGAACUAAGGAUAGACUUAAACAAGGAAACAAAAGCAUUGGGCGCUGAAAGCAUUCCAUCGUCUGAAGAAGGAAAUCUUCUUGACCAAGGAAAGAAUGGAAAUGAUGCUAAAACUACUGGAACAAGAAGGCAAACUAACAAGAAGGCCAAACUGGAGACAAACUCACAGAAUAUCAAGGACAUGUUUAGUAGGGCUACAAGGAGAAAAAGGUGAACCCAAAAAAGCCAACCAAAGGAACACAUUCGUAAGUGCGAAUCCAAGAUUUUGUAAAAGCUAGAAAGCAGAGAAUCCCGUUGAUCGGUCAACGUCACCCGCCAUUCUUUUGGCAUCACAUUAGUAUACCAAGAAAUUGUCACUCCUGGCAUGGAAAUGCACUGGGAGUCUGGGACUAAGGCUUUCUUCUGUUCAGUAAUUGAAGUGUGUGCUUGUAUUUAGACCAUGGUUAGACUGAGUUCAGU
Messenger RNA from Cuscuta campestris, 1322 nucleotides. The record is from the annotation of a GenBank genome assembly. NCBI's taxonomy places the organism in Eukaryota, Viridiplantae, Streptophyta, Magnoliopsida, Solanales, Convolvulaceae.